Molecule: messenger RNA, 6663 nt
Organism: Symphalangus syndactylus (siamang)
Lineage: Eukaryota; Metazoa; Chordata; Mammalia; Primates; Hylobatidae
Gene: SGK2
Product: serum/glucocorticoid regulated kinase 2
Biological process (GO): protein phosphorylation
Molecular function (GO): ATP binding; protein serine/threonine kinase activity
Source: RefSeq, a predicted model, not a curated record
AUUUUUAGUAGAGACGGGGUUUCACCAUGUUGGCCAGGAUGGUUUCGAUCUCUUGACCUCAUGAUCCACCCGCCUCGGCCUCCCGAAGCACUGGGAUUACAGGUGUGAGCCACUGCACCCAGCUGAGGCUUUGGAUUUUAAUUCCAGGUGUGUUGAGAAACCACUGGAAUUUUUGAGCAACUAAGGCAGAUGAUCUGAUUUACAUUUUAAGACUCACCGUGGCUUUUCAUGGAGAAAGAUUGUAGUAGGUAAAUGGAGAAGCAGGGAGUCAGUGGAGAAGCUAUUGCAAUAAUCCACGCAAGUGAUGAUGGGGGCUCAAGCAGGGCGGUUGCAGCAAUGAUGGUGAGCAGUAAUGGUUUCUGGAUAUAUUUUGAAUGGAAUUUCAUGAUGGAAUGGAGGUGGACUGAGGGUGCACGCUUUCUGGAAUGAACUCAAAAAUUGCUGGCUUGAACUUUUGAGUAGGCGGUAGUGCCAUUAUUGAGGCUGAAGACUGAGGGAGGAGCAGACUGGGGCAGAGUGGAAGGAAUAUGAGUCAAGACCUUUGUUUUGGACAUGUUAACUUCCAGAUACCAGCCAGGCUGCAGAGCUAAACUAUGUCUCAAAAAAAAAAAAAAAAAAAAAAGAUUGAGAUGCUUUGGCCGGGCAUGGUGGCUCACACCUGUAAUCCUAGCACUUUGGGAGGCAGGGGCGGGUGGAUGACAUGAGGUCAGGAGUUCGAGACCAGCCUGGCCAACAUGGUGAAACCCAGUCUCUACUAAAAAUACAAAAAUUAGCCAGGCGCAGUGGCGGGUGCCUGUAAUCCCAGCUACUCAGGAGGCUGAGGCAGGAGAAUAGCUUGAACCAGAAAGCAGAGGUUGCAGUUAGCCAAGAUCGUGCCAUUGCACUCCAGCCUGGGCAACAGAGUGAGACUCUUUCUUAAAAAUAAAUAAAUAAAUAAAUAAAGAUUGAGAUGCCCCUAGACAUCUAACUAGUGAAUUGUCAAGGAAGCAGUUAAAUAUUUAAGUCCAGAGUUCAGGAGAGAAUCAGGACUAGGCUGGGCACAGUGGCUCAUGCCUGUAAUCCCAGCACUUUGGGAGGCCGAGACAGGCAGAUCACUUGAGGUCAGGAGUUCGAGACCAGCCUGGCCAACAUGGUGAAACCCCCAUCUCUACUUAAAAAAAUACAAAAAUUAGCCGGCUAUGGUGGCAGGUGCCUGUAGUCCUAGGUACUCAGGAGGCUGAGGUGGGAGUAUUACUUGAACCUCGGAGGCAGAGGUUGCAAUGAGUUGAGAUAGCGCCACUGCACUCCAGCCUGGGUGUGACAGAGUAAGACUCUGUCAAAAAAUAAAAAGGAAGGAAGGAAGGAAGGAAGGAAGGAAGGAAGGAAGGAAGGAAGGAAGGAGAAAGAAAAGAAAAAGAAUCAGAACUAGAGAGAGAGAUUUGGGAACUGACAAGUAUAGUUGGUUAAACCAUUACAAUGGUAGCGAUCAACUAAAGAACAAGUACGCGUAGACAGAAGCCCAAAGACUAAGCCCUGGGAUAGGCUUAGUGUUUAAGGAUAAAAAGAGGAGGAAAAUCCAGCACAAAAGAUAGAGGAAGAGCAGUCAGUGAGCUAGAAGGAAAACCAGGAGUUCCUGAAGCCAAAUGGGGAACAUGAGCGCACCAGAUUCUUCUGAGAAGUUGAAUAAGAUGAGGAUGAGGAACUCAUCACUGGCUUUGGCACACAGAGGUCACUGGUCCAUGGUUUCACUGAAGUGUUGGGUUGACAGCCUGUUUGGAAUGGGCUCAAAAGAGAACAGGAAGAGGAGUGGAGACAAGGAGUCCAGACAACUCUUUUAAAGAGUUUAGCUGAAAAGGGGUACAAAGAAAUGGGACCGUAUCUGGACACAGUAUAUGGUCAAGAGAGGGAGCUCUUGCAGCUGGCAAGCAUUCUGAAGUGCCCUGUGGUGGGACACUUAGGUUACUAUUAGCACAAUUAUUUUGCUGUUAUAAAUAGUGCUCCUGAAUGAGGGCCACAUCAGGAUCUUGUUUUUGAAAAGAAAUGUCCUUGUUCUGGGUAUGUGUUUCGUCAACAUGACAUCCUGCUGAUCAUGAAUUGGCUCCACAUUUCUAUUUUGUUCAAGAUGGAAGGCUUUGAUACUGUGCACUCAGGUUUUCUCUGGUCAGCACUUCCAGAUCCUCUGCAUUUCAGAGCCCACAGAGAACCCCUGAGGCCCCUGGGCUCAGUUCCCUCCCUGACCAACUUUCUGGGCCCUAGCCCCAUGUGUCCCUCUCCUGUAGUAUACUGUAGCCACACAAAGUUUGAGAAGGGCGGGGGCUGUGGGCCCAUCCACUCCUUUAUUCCUGAGAACAACUGCCCACCCCUCGGGAUCCUGGGGAGAGGAAGGGACCUUGUGAGUACCUAAUGACCGCCCCAGGCAGCAAGGCCUUCAGGAGCCAGGGUGCUCUCUGGGACCAUUUCUUACACAGCAGGAGAGUCAUGGGCCAACCAGGCCUGCCCUGAGGACUGGGCCAGAGCCCUUGAGGGGCCCGCAGGGAAAGGCCCAAAGGACCAAGUGCUCAGUAAAGACCAAGGCAGGCUGGACUGAGCUAGACACCCAGGCUCCAGGUUCCUUCCUCUGAAACAUCUGCAGGUUUUUGGGAGGCGAAGGGCUCUCAGCUGCCAUGGCUGAUGUCUGUGGGACUUUUUCUUCAGCUCCAGAUGGUCUACACAGGGUUCAUAUACACAGGCCCCUACACGCACGCAUGUGUGCACACCCACAUGCACACACACACACACCCCAGAGUAAAUUCACUGAUAUACACCAAUAUGAACACAGACACACAAUGACUUACCUAUACACACAUAUGAAUAGAUACCCAUACUGCUCUGAACACACAGACAUCCACACAGACUCACACUCACCCACAUGCACACACACUGACACAGCACAUUCACAUACAAAGAUACACACUGACGUGUACUACACAGAGACACGCUGAAACACAUCCAUAUACACACCACACACUGAGAUACAGUGACGCACACAGUCACAGAUGCACAGACAUAUGCUGAUGUGUAUGUACAAAUGUGGUCACACUGACACAAACAUGCAACCAUCUACUCAGACUCAUACAAACCGACACAAAUACCUGAAAUACAGAGCCACAGACAGACACACACGGAAGCACUCUAUGCACAAAACACUCACACAGUACAUACCAUGCCGCACACACACUGACCCAAACAGUCUAACAAGCCCCGAGGGUCUCCAGGGCUGCCCUGGGGCUACUGCCCACCCCUCCCACGUCCCCGCCAGGGUGAGAUGGUGUUCCCCAGGGAACAGAUGUCUCCAGUCCCAUGUUAAGCUCUGCUGGAUCCCGCGUGACAUCAACCAGCCCCCUCGAGGCUGCCGGGAGCUGUGAGCUCUGUGCUGGGGCCAGGCCGGCACCGGGCACAGACACUUAGGCCCUUGUUGGGAGAACAGAGAGAGGCUCUCUUGUCCACUGCCUGUCUUCAGUUCCAGCUGCUGAUUCUCCUAGAGGCCUGUCCUCAGACUCGCAGAGCUGCCUGAUCAUUGCUACAGAAUGAACUCUAGCCCAGCUGGGACCCCCAGUCCACAGCCCUCCAGGGCCAAUGGGAACAUCAACCUGGGGCCUUCAGCCAACCCAAACGCCCGGCCCACAGACUUCGACUUCCUCAAAGUCAUCGGCAAAGGGAACUACGGGAAGGUCCUGCUGGCCAAGCGCAAGUCUGAUGGGACGUUCUAUGCAGUGAAGGUGCUGCAGAAAAAGUCCAUCUUAAAGAACAAAGAGCAGAGCCACAUCAUGGCAGAGCGCAGUGUGCUUCUGAAGAAUGUGCGGCAUCCCUUCCUCGUGGGCCUGCGCUACUCCUUCCAGACACCUGAGAAGCUCUACUUCGUGCUCGACUAUGUCAACGGGGGAGAGCUCUUCUUCCACCUGCAGCGGGAGCGCCGGUUCCUGGAGCCCCGGGCCAGGUUCUACACUGCUGAGGUGGCCAGCGCCAUUGGCUACCUGCACUCCCUCAACAUCAUUUACAGGGACCUGAAACCAGAGAACAUUCUCUUGGACUGCCAGGGACACGUGGUGCUGACAGAUUUUGGCCUCUGCAAGGAAGGCGUAGAGCCUGAAGAGACCACAUCCACCUUCUGUGGUACCCCUGAGUACUUGGCACCUGAAGUGCUUCGGAAAGAGCCUUAUGAUCGGGCAGUGGACUGGUGGUGCUUGGGGGCAGUCCUCUAUGAGAUGCUCCAUGGCCUGCCGCCCUUCUACAGCCAAGACGUGUCCCAGAUGUAUGAGAACAUUCUGCACCAGCCGCUACAGAUCCCCGGGGGCCGGACGGUGGCUGCCUGUGACCUCCUGCAAAGCCUUCUCCACAAGGACCAGAGGCAGCGGCUGGGCUCCAAAGCAGACUUCCUUGAGAUUAAGAACCAUGUAUUCUUCAGCCCCAUAAACUGGGAUGACCUGUACCACAAGAGGCUAACUCCACCCUUCAACCCAAAUGUGGCAGGACCUGCUGACUUGAAGCAUUUUGACCCAGAGUUCACCCAGGAAGCUGUGUCCAAGUCCAUUGGCUGUACCCCUGACACUGCAGCCAGCAGCUCUGGGGCCUCAAGUGCAUUCCUGGGAUUUUCUUAUGCACCAGAGGAUGAUGACAUCUUGGAUUGCUAGAAGAGAAGCACCUGUGAAACUACUGAGGGCAGCUGGUAUUAGUAAGGAAUUACCUUCAGCUGCUAGGAAGAGAGACUCAAACUAACAAUGGUUUAAACGAGAAGCAGGUUUAUUUUUUCCACCACAUAAAAGAAAAAUAAUGUUACGGAGUCCAGGGCUGGCAGGACAGGUCAUCAGAUACUCAGAGGCUGUAUUUCUGCCCUGCCAACCUUGACAAAUGGCUUCCAAUGUUAGGUUUGCUACAAGAUGACUACUGGAGCUCUAGCUGCCAAUACUGUGUUUGCGGAAGGGAAAAUGGAGGAAAGGGGAGAAGAGCAAAGGGCGCUUUUAAAGAGCUUUCCCAAAAGCUCCACCCAAUGACUUCUGCUUCCAUCUCACUAAGCACCCACCCCUUCCUGGAAUGGAGGCUGGGGGAUGUGGCUUAUUUGCUGGGUAUGUGACUAUCCCUAAUAACAAAGGGGUUCUGACACUAAGGGAGAAGGGAAGAAUGUUGGGUAGGCAGCCAGCACUCUUUACCAGAGGGCCUCCUGGUGUUUGGAUUUUGAUCUCAAUGCAUAAAAUGACAGAGAUGUAACAAGGUCAUAGGGUAUCAAUAUCUCUUAUUGUUCUACAUUGAUGAUAUUUGUCUUUGUUGUGGGUAAUAUUGGACAUUUGUUAUUGGGUCUGGGUGCCUGGUAUCUGAACCCCUUCUUGUCUCCAGGGAAUCCCCUAUUUUAUGAGACUUCAUGGGGUGCAAUAACUACCUCCACUUAAGAGUAGCUGAAAAUGCUAGACACGGACUUUCCCAGCCUUCCCUUAGCUAGGGCCAGGCAUGGGGACCAGGGAUGCACCUGUGCCACACUUUGACUCAGGGAAGGGAUUGGGAGCGCUCUUUUGUGUGAUAACUGUGACAACAGUACCUGCAAAAUUGAGUUCCUGGUGUAGAAGUGGCAAGGAUGCAAACUGUAGCAGUUGGUGCUCAGUGGCAGUAGCACCAUCAGAUCAGCCCUGCAAUGUCAUUCCUGGAAGUCUCAAGUCUUUUUUUUUUUUUUAGACAGUCUUGUUCUGUCGCCCAGGCUGGAGUGUAGUGGUGCUAUCUCAGCUCACUGCAACCUCCACCUCCUGGGUUCAAGCAAUUCUCCUGCCUCAGCCUCCUGAGUAGGUGGAACUAUAGGCACGCGCCAUCACAUCUGGCUAAUUGUUUGUAUUCUUAGCAGAGACAGGGUUUCACUAUUUUGGCCAGGCUGUUCUCAAACUCCUGACCUCAAGUGAUCCUCCCGCCUCAGCCUCCCAAAGUGCUGGUAUUACAGGUGCGAGCCACUGCACCCGCCCAAGCCUCAAGUCUUGUCUAGCUUUCCAAAUGAUCUGAGAAUUUCUGAUCCUUUUUAAUACACUCCGUUUUUGCUUAAUUGGCCAAAGUUAGCUUUAGAUCGCCUGCCUAUGCUUGGCUAGUUGCUGUACUAGACUCUUCCAUGUCUGUUACAAAUUUUCCAUCCAAACAACUCUGAGGUAGGAAUUAUUACUGUCCCCUUUUUACCAAUGAAGAUGCAGAGUCAGAGAAGCUGUUCUUUGCCUGACGGUCACAUAGCUAAUAAGGGCCAGAGCUGGGACUUGGAGCCCUACAAGCUGGCUCCAGGACUCUCACAUUGAACUUUUGUGCUGAUCUGCUUCUCACUCUGGCUAUUAGGUCCAGGCAGAAUGACUGCCAAAAUCUCUAGUGAGGAGCUAAGUCAAAAGUUGGCUGGAACAAGCCAAGUGUAAGAAAUGGGGUCUUGAAGAGGAGACAUUGAACGGGAUGCCGCUCCUGGUCAGAGCCUGGCUGCCAAGUUCAUGCCGUGCUCCACUGCACAUUGGGGAGCUCAGAGCUGGACAGAGCUGGAGGCUGCUGCAGACUUGAUGCCUAGAGCUUCCUGGCCACCAUGGAGCUCCAUAUGUUCAAGAUUAGUCUUUUUUUUUUUAAGACUGAGUUUCGCUCUUGUUGCCCUGGCUGGAGUGCAGUGGCAUGAUCUUGACUCAUCGCAACCUCCGCCUCCCA